Molecule: messenger RNA, 3894 nt
Organism: Actinia tenebrosa (Australian red waratah sea anemone)
Lineage: Eukaryota; Metazoa; Cnidaria; Anthozoa; Actiniaria; Actiniidae
Biological process (GO): action potential; potassium ion transmembrane transport
Cellular component (GO): membrane; voltage-gated potassium channel complex
Molecular function (GO): delayed rectifier potassium channel activity
Source: RefSeq, a predicted model, not a curated record
ACCAACAACUUUAACAUAGUUUUAGAUGACCUAAAAAAGCGCUUUACAAAUAUGGCAGUGUUUUACACGUUCUAUCUUUUAUACCUUCUCAUAGCAACACUCAUUGGUUUGGGAUGUACUUCAAUACGAUAUAAGAAGAGUAAUUAUAGUGUAAACUGCCCGUUGAACGAUGUUAUAGUAAGUGUGUUUGCUGACCCUCCAUAUUCAAGGAACAACAGUACUGAUGGAGUGAUGAGUGACUUCAUUCGUCUCGGAAUUAAGUUGUGUUUUAAGUCCAAAUCCUGUACCAAGACCAAAGAUAUACAAUGGAAGUGGGUACAGUCUGUAGAUGAACUUGAAAGCCUGAUAAAAAACGAGCAAACGAACAUAGCCUUUCCUGUACCACCGUCAUUGUCGUCACGAAGGACUCGCUUCUCUGUUAAAGCUCGAGUCGAAUAUUUCCCGAUAUUACUUUCACCAGGACCAGCUUUAAUAGUGAAUAACCAAGCCUGUCAAAGGAUUUCAAAGCUUCUUUUAGUCAAAUCUAUUCUCUCAGUGUGGCCAAUUUUGCUGCUAACUUUACUUUUGGCAGGGAUAUCGGGAGUUCUUAUUUGGGCAUUGGAGUACCAUAAUAAGCAACGCCAUUUUUCUAAACCAUUCGUCAAGGGAUCAUACGAUGGCUUCUGGUGGGCUGUUGUCUCCAUGACAACAGUUGGAUACGGCGACCAGAUCCCACGUUCCAUAUUUGGUCGUUUAUUCGGCAUUGCUUGGAUCUUGACGGGAGUAACUCUAAUUGCUGUGUUCACGGCAUCAAUCACUAGUGCCAUCACCGUAGUAUCCGUCAAAGGGUCUUGCAAUGAAAUGCAGGGACAACGCAUUGCUGUGAUAAAUAAUUCAGAAACUGAAGUUACUGCACGUCAUCACGGAGCAGUUGUAAAAGCCUACGACGACAUCAUGGCAAUGUUCAGUGACUUGAAGUCAGAGCAAGUAGAUGGUAUAUUAAUGGAUCGCCUCAAAGGUUAUUAUUACCUUAAUAUCAUAGAUGACGAUAUGUUGCGAGUAUCUCGAGCACUACAGAGUUUAAUGCCCUAUAGCGUAGCGGUAGUAACGGGUAACAUGACUGAUAUCAUCACCAAAAAUAGCUGCUUCAUGGAUUUGUUAGCGAACCCAAGAGGAAAGAUUAAUCGAAUGAUGAAGAGGUACAUAGUCCCUGUAAAGCCCAUGACGUCCAAUGAAGAUACAAUCGGUCUUUUUAGCAGUGGUUCUGGUGCACUGACCAACACAAUAUUGACGAUAACAUCCCUAUUGGUUAUUCUUUUGUUAUGUGGUUGUGCAUGGGAUCGACUGUAUAAAACAAACAACUGCUUUUCGUCUACAGGCGUUCCUCGUCAGAUGCUUACGAACACCAAUGAUAUCGCCAUGGUAAACCAGUCAAGUGUUGAUCAACUCGCUCAAAUUCAGUCGGCUUUGAACAGCUUAAAUGAGCAAAUUCUUGAAGUUAAAGUAAUGGUUGGAGGUAAAGCACAAGAAAAAGAACCUUAGAUUAAGAGAUACUUUGGAUUUCAAGAUACGAAGCAGUUAGAAGUUUGUUUACCAUCCAGCAGCCUUCCCCAAGGGACCUUGAGCUGAAUUGAUUCGUUAUCGAAGUCAUACAUCAGUACUUGACUGUUCGUUGCAGAAGGCUUAUUUCAAUCUCAAAUGAAAACGUCUUUGAGAGCUUCGUGUGCAUUAUUUUUUAUUUAACUCCCUGGCAUUAAUGAUAUUACGAAAGUAUGUAUACUAUAAGACUUUACAGCUUGCAUUGCAUUUAGUUUAGGGCAUCCAAAAUAAGAAGCAUUGUGAAUAGUAUAUACGAUAGAAAUGAACUCUUAGUUUAAACAUGAAAUAUAAAAAAUAUGAAAUAUAUUUUUGAACCACGGAAUGGCUAUUGCACAGGUGAAUUUCAAGAGGUCAAUCAAAAAAUGAAGGGAAUUAGGGGCAUACAUCUAAACAUAAAUAAUCGAGGUGUUCAAAAUGGCUUUUUUYCCAUGCAAAACUACUUGAUACCUUAACACUAACUUUUGUGUUUUUAAUGAGAAUAAUAAAAUAAUAAGAAAGACUAGUCUUUUCACAUUAUUUUGGAUCUUGAAAUGACCUACAGUAUCUCGUAUCACUUUAAUAAAUAUCACCUUAACCUCUUUUAGAGUGAAGUCAUUAAACCCGUGAAAUAGAUAUUAGACUAAUACACUUUAUAGACCCUAAAUCCAUUGUUUUCUUUUGUGUCUAUUUGAGUAUUACACGUUGACUAACGUUUUUUAUUUCACGGGUUAAUUGCUUUCACUCUAGCUCUGACAAUCUUUUUUGAAAUACAUUUAGGUGUAAAAUGAUUUGAAAGAAGGAAGGCAAGUUAUUCCAGCUAUUACUGGAUCUUAACAUGACCUGUCUCCUAUUGCUCCUAUUGAUCCUAUCCUAUUGAAUUAUUGCCUAACACCUAUUCCCACCUAUCUCCUUUGGCUUCAAAAACCUUUUUAAUAGGUGUAUUUGACUAAUAAGAUUGUAGAAUGUAACUAAAGUCCUUUGUUUCUUAUGACAGUCCUUGCAGAAUUGUCUCAAACGUUUAGUUUCCUAGUAAAUUUAUUAUAUAAGAUUAUUACAAGUUAAAAGUCGAAUCCUAAAUAUGCAAGUGCCAUGAAUACUGUGUACAGCAACAAGAGAAAGCCUCCAAGAACCCACCAGACGCUGUACAAACCUGAAAACGAAAACAAACAAAAAAAAUCAUAAAAGAAAAGGUAGGGUGUGUCCUCUUAUUUACCAUGAUAUGACGUCAACAGUUGGUCCAAAAUGUUAUGAACUCAUGAGGGGUAGCCAACUGAUCUAGGUGUCUAAUUUUGACCAACUGUUAAAAUCAUAUCCAGGUCUGUCGCUAGCACCUUGAAAGUUCGUUUUUCUACCAAUCAUAGUUACGCCAUUCGUUGAAAACCUAAAAUAUUAUUUUGUACUCCUACAUAGGCGAAAGGGGCGUGUUUCAAUGUAAGGGGGGGUCAAGGUACAUCCCCCAUUGAAAAUCAAACAAAAAUAAUUUCAAACCUGAGAAAGUGUCAAUGGGAUAGGAAUGGGAUAGGAGGAUCUUACCUUUAUUUGCCACUAGUGUAACUUUACAUGUGUUGUCUGCAGAAAUGCUAAGAAGAGCUACUUCUGUAUUCAAAUCAUUGUUAAUGAGCUUUGACUGAGGAAGGAAUCUAAGUCCAGUGACAAAGAUAUUGUGCACUUCCUGGAGCUUGAUGAUUGGCUGUGAAUGAAAUACAACGAUACAUUAUGUAUAGAGGCUUUGCACCAUCACAAGAUGGUAGCCAUGACAGGGGGCACAACAAUAGAGCAUUUUCCCUCUGGGAAACUGAAUCCUUUCUAAUGUAAAUCAGAUUAGACCAGAAUCAAUUGUUCCUGUCUGCUGUCAUGGCUGUCGUCACGUGAUGGUGCAAAGCCUCUAUAGACCUCAAGCCAAGGUGUGGCAUAACAGAUUAUUUUUUUUACACUUUUUGUAAUGUGUCAUUCUCUUGAGUAUCAUUUCCUAGUUUAACAAUUGCGCAUGAGAAGACACAUGAAUGCAGAUACAACUCAAACAAAGAAUCUCAUUCUCAAGGGAAUGACAUGGUGUGAAAUGGGUAAACAUUAUGCCCAAGCUAAAAAGGUAUAUUGAACAAGCAGGGUACAAUAGGAGAAUUAGAAAAAUGAAAAACUAUUGCACUGUAGUUUUACUUGUUUUUCCUAUAAUUCUGAAAGUUACCAUUAAAUUCCAUGCUACGUAAACUGCAAUACCACCAUCUGAGGUUCCAACGCCUAUGUAAAUUCCAUCAUUACUGAGGAAAAAUAUGACAGGAAAUUUCAAUAUGGUGGUUAACGUCAAUGUUGAAUUGAAAUAAAAUUAGGAGUCGUAAA